UAAAAGGAAAAAAAAAAUUACGAAACAAGUUGAAGGCAAAUCAAACGGGAGUGUUGUUUUGUAUUGACACACCUUUGCCAAUCCAGAGCGGCGCACAGAUACAGCUUUUCUCUCGAUUUUGCUUUGUUUUUAUCUAUAAUCUCAGAAGCGCUGCUCAUUCGUUGUUAUUCCCUUCAAAACCACAUUAUUUUAUGUUCGAAUAAUCGGUAUUUGGGUGUUAAUCUCUCUGUUUUUUCGGAAAUAUCUUGGUGAUCUGUGAAAACUGGAAAGAGAGAGGCGGAGAGUUUCAUUUUGUCUGUACUAAAGGGAAGAUCGAAGAACUGAGCUGAAUCGGGGCUGCUUUGUGGGCGUAGUGGGGCUGUGUGGGACGGGCAUUUUUGGUCCUAUUUUGGAAAGUUCGAUCCGCUUUAUUAGUUGCGGAGGGAUCUGAAAAGUCAGGGUUUGUGACAUAGAGAGGGAGAGACGGAGAAAAAAGAAAAAUGUGGUGGAUGAUGGGUGAGACUGGAGGUCACUACUGUAACAAGAAAACCGAUGAUAUUUGCGGCGAUGUUUGUGGCCAGGAAUCAAACCGACUGCUGAGCAUGUCAAGACUUCGCUGUCUUCUGCAUCGUGGUUGGGACGUGAAAACCUUGCUCUUUCUUUUUGCAUUCGUUCCCUCGUGCAUAUUUUUCAUCUUUUUGCACGGGCAGAAGAUCUCAUACUUCCUGCGGCCACUAUGGGAAUCCCCACCCAAACCUUUUCAUGUACUUCCACAUUAUUAUCAUGAGAAUGUGUCAAUGGAGAACCAGUGCAAACUUCACGGUUGGGGAAUCCGCGAGUUCCCAAGGCGUGUUUUUGAUGCAGUGUUGUACAGCAAUGAGAAGGAAAUCCUUGAACUACGCUGGAAAGAAUUGUAUCCCUAUGUGACACAAUUUGUACUCCUUGAGUCAGAUUCAACAUUCACAGGAUUGCGAAAGCCUUUGGUUUUUGCCAGGCAUCGAAAUCAGUUCAAAUUUGCAGAAUCCCGAUUAACAUAUGGGACAAUUGGGGGGAGAUUUAGGAAAGGAGAAAACCCAUUUGUUGAGGAGGCAUAUCAGCGAGUAGCAUUGGACCUGCUCCUCCAAAAUGCAGGUAUUGACGAUGAUGACUUGUUGAUAAUGUCUGAUGUUGAUGAGAUCCCAAGCAGGCACACAAUCAAUCUCUUGAGGUGGUGUGAUGACAUACCUCCUAUCCUUCAUCUUCAGCUGAAGAACUAUCUUUAUUCUUUCGAGUUCCAUGUGGAUGAUAACAGUUGGAGAGCUUCAGUCCACAGAUAUCAAAAGGGUAAGACAAGAUAUGCGCAUUAUCGCCAGACGGAUGACAUCUUGGCUGAUGCAGGCUGGCAUUGUAGCUUUUGCUUCCGCCAGAUCAGUGAGUUUAUAUUUAAGAUGAAAGCUUACAGCCAUUAUGAUAGAGUUAGGUUCUCUCGUUAUUUGAAGCCUGAAAGAGUCCAGAAAGUAAUCUGCAAGGGGGCUGAUUUAUUUGAUAUGCUUCCAGAGGAGUACACCUUCAAAGAUAUCAUAGGGAAAAUGGGGCCUGUUCCUCAUUCCUUCUCAGCUGUUCAUCUUCCAUCGUAUCUUUUGGACAAUGCAGAAAAGUAUAAAUUUCUGUUGCCUGGGAAUUGCAAAAGAGAAAGUGGCUGAAUAUCGUCAACAUGUUAAGAUGUCUGUUCUUGUAAAGGUUAGUUGGGCUUGCAGUUUGCUUGACUUCUCAUGGUGGUUCUAAUCGAAAAAAUUAUUAACUGAUGCAUUACUGAUUCAGCCUUGCCAUUUCUCUGGCUAAAUUAUAUCAUUCUUUGGGAAAUGUUUGGGAGCUUGGACAAAUUCCUGGAUUCUUGGGGCAAUAUUCUGUACAUAACUUUUCCUUUUUAGUUGGGUUUCAUUUAUGAUAGAGCAUAACCAUUCACUUGCGGAGUUUGCUGGGAUGGGAUCACAGGAUGCUUGGGUUUAUUUGGCAUUGAUAUGUCAUGGUUUCCCACUUGCACAGAAACAGUUUGAGGGCCUGCUAUGUUCCCCCCUUUUGGGAGUUUUGUUUAUGACCCAAACUUAUUCAUAUGUGUUCUUUUAAUCUUUGAUUUGUCUUAUCUUCUUUUUGAAUCUUUUAUUGAUCAUAAUUCUUUCGUUAUUUUUUUUUUCAUGUCUUUUGAGAUAGCAAGGAUUUUGAUGAAUUUGGUCCACUUUUGUGUUCAUAGCGUCGGUUCACUAUGGCUGUAUUUUGUUGGAUUCUUUUCCUAUUAGUUUUUUUGAUCGGUAUGUAUUCUUUUCGUAUUAGUUGAAGAAGUUAUUAGUGAACUAA
Molecule: messenger RNA, 2313 nt
Organism: Carya illinoinensis
Lineage: Eukaryota; Viridiplantae; Streptophyta; Magnoliopsida; Fagales; Juglandaceae
Exons: 2
Coding region: 480-1661 (393 amino acids)
Biological process (GO): protein N-linked glycosylation; N-acetylglucosamine metabolic process
Cellular component (GO): membrane
Molecular function (GO): beta-1,4-mannosylglycoprotein 4-beta-N-acetylglucosaminyltransferase activity
Source: RefSeq, a predicted model, not a curated record